Gasterosteus aculeatus aculeatus (three-spined stickleback) is the source of this 4527-nucleotide messenger RNA. Lineage: Eukaryota; Metazoa; Chordata; Actinopteri; Perciformes; Gasterosteidae. The record is from RefSeq and is a predicted model, not a curated record.
GUCAUCGCCAAUCGAACGCGGAGCCGGUGUUUUGCGCAAUGCUGAUUGGUUGAUUUUCACGAAUGGGGCGGGCGCAUCGCUGCCUCCCGGUGACGACACAGUGUGUUCCUGCGCGCCGCCGAUGGGACAGAAGAAGAACUCACCUGGAGCCGGACUGUCCUCCGCAGGUUUUUGCAGUGUUAUUGAGACAGGGGCCAACACACCACUAUGAAGAGUCUGAAGGCAAAGUUUAAAAAGACAGAGAGUCAGGACUGGAGUAAGAGCGACGAGAGGCUCCUGCAGGCUGUGGAGCAGAACGAGCCCGACAAAGUUUCAGCUCUCAUCGUCAAAAAGGGCCUCUGCCCCACCAAACUGGAUGCGGAGGGCAAGUCAGCGUUCCACCUGUGUGCAUCCCGCGGCCGGCUGGACUGUCUGGAGGUCAUCAUCUCUCACGGAGCGGACGUCAGCGUGGCGGAUGGCGCUGGCUUCAGCGCUCUUCACUUGGCGGCCAAAAACGGCCAUUCAGAGUGUCUGAAAAGACUCCUGCAGGAGAGAAUAGCAGUAGACUCCACCGACUCCAUUGGGAGGACACCGCUUCAUCAUGCAGCGGUCAGUGGCUGCUUGUCCUGCUGUGAGACCCUGUGGGACUUUAAAGCCAUUCUGGACAUCCAGGACGGGGAGGGGGCCACCGCUGUGAUCCUAGCGGCCCAGAUGAGCAGAGUGGAGCUGUGUGUCUUCCUGUUGGGCAGAGGUGCAGAUGCAAACAUACAAGACAACCAGGGAAGGUCUGCAUUGAUGCUGGCGUGCGAGAGCGACAGCGUCGAGACCGCAGAGGCUCUGCUGAGAGGCGGCGCCGACACGCAGCUGGUCGACGCCCUGGGACACAAAGCCUCCGACUACGGUGUGACAACGGGCAACCAGCGCAUCAUGCAAAUGUUGCGGGACGGAGCACCUCCAGCUGCUGAGGGCAGAGGCGAAGAGCCCCCCCAAGUCCCCUCAGGCGCCUCAUCAAUGCAAGGGGGCACGACACCUCGCAAGCGGAAAGCUCCGCCGCCGCCACGCUCUCCUCUCCAGAUCCAGGGUUUGCUGCCCUCUCCAAAGCCGCGCAGCCCCUCUUCACCUGCCAGGUCCCCUGAGCCUCCAUCUCCAUCUCCAUCUCCAUCUCCCCAGCCUAGACAAACACAGCAGUCAGCCCAGGCCGAGGAUGAGGAGGUGUUUGAGGAGAUCCGCCGCCUGCGUCUGGAGAGAGGACGACUGCUCCAGAAGAUCAAAGCCCUCGAGCUGCAGCAGCAGAGCGCCCUCACCGCCUUGGAGGAGUUGUCCCAACUAAAGCAGCGUCUAAAGGAGACAGAGGCGGAAAGAGACAAGCUGCUCCAUGAGCUGAAGGGAGGCCACGGCAUUGGGGCCAGUGACUCUGAGGACAUGGAUGAAAUGUUUGACUUCCCAGAGAAGCUGCUCUCCAAGCGCUCCAGAGCCUUUCCUGCUCAGGAUGAGGCCACUUCUAAAGGAGACUCCGAGUCAGCCAACCCCUCCCCUGUCCCCGGGGACCCGGGGACUGUUGCCGAGCUGCGUAAACAUAUUGAGGAACUUGCAUCGCAAAACUCUGAACUAGCUCUGAAAGUGCAGAUGCUGGAGAUGUUCGAGAAGGACGACACAGAUAUGCAGAGCUCCAGCUCGGACUUUGUCCCCGUAGUCCAGUAUGAGACCCUGAGGAAGGAGUUUGAAGCCCUUCAGGAGCGCCAGGCUGCAGGCGAGGCCUCCAACGUGGCAGAGGACUGCAUUGAUGGGAAGUCUGAUGAAGGAGGUGCAGGCGCAGAGAGUGCCGAGGCCCUCCGGGAGAAGCUGCGAGGCCUAGAGGAGCAGUUGGCCACCUCCCGGUCCGAGCUGGAGGAGUUGAAGGAGCAGAUGCGCCUGGGGGUGCUCUCUGUGGAGUGUGGCGAAGGGGAUCCCGCCGCAGCAGGUGCAGGGGCAGCGAGGGGGGCUCCGAACCAGGCGGCGCAGCAGCUGAGCGCGAGGGUGGCCGAGCUAGAGGAGGAGCUUGCCGGGAGACCGGCCGAAGCAGGCGGGCGGAGCAGCCGGGACGGCGUCACGAUCAAGCAGCUGACGGAGAAAGUGGAGGAACUCCGUGCCGCUCUGUCCAGGAGAGAGUCCACGAAAGGAGGAGGGGAGAAAGACGGCGAGGGUGAAAAGACGGUGAAGGCCCUCCGAAGAGUAGCUGAGUUGGAGGCAGCCCUGGCGGCGGGCGGGACAUCGGGGAAAGACGGAGGAAGAGGAGGAGGAGGAGCAGCGGGAGAUGGAGAUCAGGUCCACCGUCUCCAGGAGCGCGUGGGAGAGCUUGAGGGCGAGCUGAGGAAGCGCGUGCCCCGCUCCGAGUUGGAGGAGGUGCAAGUGAGCCUGGGGCUUCAGUGUGAGCAGCUGGCCAGAGAAAGGGCGGACGUGGCUAGAAGGCUCAACAAUGCGCUCCUGGAACUGGAGAGACUCAGGCCUCCUCCACGCGCAGAUGAUGGAGAGGAGGAGGAGGAAGAGGAGGAGCUUUCAGAGAGCUCCGAGCCCUCGGGCAUAUCAGAGCACUCCAGACGGACCAUGGCGGCAGUGAGGGAAGAACUGGAGGUGGCGAGGCAGGAGGCCGCCCAGGCUCUGGACUGUCUGUGCGCCGAGCGGGAGGGCCGGGCACAGGACGCCCUGCACCUGAAAGACGCAGUGCCACUCCUUAAACAUAAGGAGGCGCUGUCUGCGGCAUCAGAGCAGCUCGCCGAGGCUCUGCAGCAGCUCCAGGAGGAGAAGACCCUUCGCAGUCAGGCUGAGGAGCGGGCGGCCGGACUGGAGGCCAAACUUCAGGCCUCGCAGGAUGCCGUACCCAAAGAGGAGCAUGAGAAAGUCAAGGCGGAGCUCCAGCGCUCCCUACAGGCCAGCGAGAGCACGGCAGCAGCAGCCAAGGAGGCUCUUCUCGAGAAGGACAUGGAGCUGAGGGAGCUGAAGUCCCAGAAGGCCUCGGAACAGGGCCUGAUCUCCAAGGAGGACCACGAGGCCCAGCGGCUCGCUCUGCAGGCCGAGAUCAACGCCGCCGCGGCCCGUUUCAACGACCUCACUCGCAAACACGAGAAGACCUGCACGGAGGUGUUCCAGGUGCAGAGGGAGGCUCUGUUUAACAAGAGUGAGCGGCAGGUCGCCGAGUCGCAGCUGGCCGCGUCUCAGCAGCAGCUGGCCGAACUGCAGGCGCAAUCCAGCCACAUCCAGGAGCUCCACAAGGGCAUCCAGGAAUCCCAGGGCCUGGUCAAAGAGAAGGACCGCAGGAUAACGGAGCUGUCCAAGGAGAUGUUUCGGUUAAAGGAGGCCCUGGGUGCUUUAUCGCCUCCUCUAGGCAUCACCGCCUCCACCUUCUCCUCCGCAUCCACCCAUCACAGUAACCCUGGGCAGCAAGUGGCCCUGCAGAACAGGAUCUCCAUACUGACGCAGCAGCUCCAGGAUUGGGAGAGGAAGCACAAACAGGUGGUGACCGUUUACCGUACGCAUUUACUGGCAGCUGUACAGGGCCGAAUGGACGAAGACGUGCAGGGUCUACUGCUCCAGAUCCUGAGGAUGUCACAGCAGGGACAGUGAACCUCAUAACGUCUGCAAAUCUCUCUUCACCUCCAGUCCCUUGAAAGGUCAGCAUGUGACGGCUGCAGCUCGGCGACCUGUGGGACCAGCGUCACAGGGACCUUAUCCAGGAAGCCAAAUGCAACCGGCAUAGCUGCAUGUGCACAAUACAGCAACUUAAGCGACAGCCGGCAGGCUCGACCGAUAAGCAAACAGUGAGAAAUCGAGUGCCUUAGUGGUCGGCUUUACGGCAGCCUAUAAGUCAGGGGGGCGUGUGGUAGCAGACAGUGAGUGUAGAAUGUAGAAGAUGUGUGACAAGCAUUUUGAUUUUAUACAACAUUAUUAUAAUAAAAAUUAAAAAAAAAACACCCGCAAUGCUGUUGAUCCUGUUCUUUCCCCUCGCUUUGUAUGAUGCAACAAACAAUAGGUUUCCAAAGCAACAGCUUCAACACCGUCGUUCGCAUCUAUUUUGGGGCGAUGAAAAUCUGAAGUCUUAAACUGGCUGAGCAUGUGAGCACGGACAGCUGGGCUCGAAGGUGUAGCUGCUACAUUGGCUGGCAGAUACUCACAAAUGACCAAGCUACCAUUUGAAUUGCACCCUAUUUACAAUUAGUUUUAUUGACAAAAGGCCAUUAAUCAAAGAACAGAUCCAACAAAUUCCUGAGAAAGCAAAAGGGGAGAUCUAAAAAUAAUCCCACUGAUCACUUGGACCUCACCAAAAGCCUCGUAGCCCCAGUGAGGCUGUGAAGGGCCUGGUUAAAGAUAUGUUGCUAAUGACCAAGAGAAAUGAAAACCGUAGCUGAUCUGCCUCUGGUAGGAUUUUUCGGUAUUAGACUGGCAAGGCGUGCUGUCACUGCAGCCAGGCAGCAGGAACACACGAGCAAGGUUCACUAGUAAACACACAGAUGCACAGGCUUGGACAAUUGACAAAAUGGUGCAUUUCCCUGACAAAUAAAGUAUUUAAUUUCA